Molecule: messenger RNA, 681 nt
Organism: Lodderomyces beijingensis
Lineage: Eukaryota; Fungi; Ascomycota; Pichiomycetes; Serinales; Debaryomycetaceae
Source: the annotation of a GenBank genome assembly
AUGGCUGAUAAAUUUCCAGAAAUCGAUGCAUCGGGAAACGAUGGCGACUUUGGCGGAUCGGAUUUCUUGUCUCGUGAAAAGGAACUAGUGGGAGACGAAUUCACCACGGAUCAAGACAAGAGUGUCUUGCAAGAAGAAGAAAGCGACGAUGAAAUCAAUGAGUUUAAGGAGCAGUUUCCUGAAUUUGAACACAGCGCACCAGCGGGAAAAGUCGGGCAAGGUGAUGAGAAAGAGGGGAAAAACGGGGAGGAGGAGGAGGAAUUUGAGGGUUUUUCGUCUGGGUCGAAGGAUCUUUCCUCGUCUGAGCCGAUAAAGGAGUGGAAACAACGCAGAGACUUGGAGAUUGAAGAGCGUGAAAAAGUCAGCAGGCAAAAGAAGCAGGACUUGUUAGCGAAAGCGCAGCAAACCAUUGAUGAUUUCUAUGAAAAUUACAAUUUGAAGAAGGAAAAACACUCGCAAACGGUUGUCUCUGAGCAGGAGAAGUUCUUGGCCAAGAGAGACGGGUUUUUGAAAAACGGCACGUUGUGGGAUAGAGUCAAUGAGUUGAUUGACAAUGUUGGCGAAUUGAGCAAGAAUGAUAGCGAGGCGGAGAGUCUGAGGGACAAGACGAGGUUCAAGGAGAUUUUGAAGAAGUUGAAGGGGAAAGCCGACGUUCCCGGUGCUGGUGGAUAUCAAGAAUAG